Messenger RNA from Xiphophorus hellerii (green swordtail), 3250 nucleotides. Its product is annotated as interferon-induced very large GTPase 1-like. The transcript has 5 exons. Gene Ontology annotation, molecular function: GTP binding. The record is from RefSeq and is a predicted model, not a curated record. Lineage: Eukaryota; Metazoa; Chordata; Actinopteri; Cyprinodontiformes; Poeciliidae. Bases 1 to 3222 code for a protein of 1073 amino acids.
AUGGUUUUUGAAAGUAGACGGAUGACUGAAGGAAAAGAAACCAACCUUGAUGAAACAUUGAGAACAGUCGCUGACCUUCCAGAAGGACGACCAACUCUGCAGCAAAUCAACAUCUCUGCAGUAACAAGACAAAGAAAGGACGGUGGACAUGACUUAAAGCCUACUUGGAACACUUUCCAAGAGAACCAAAAGAAACACCAAACACACACUGAAAAACUACUCAGAAGACUUCACCUCCAGGACCAACAUCAACACAUGCUGUCAUCAGAGGACUUUGUACAAAUAGGUCCACCUAUAAAAAAGACUAAUGAGAUCUUUGAGAGAGAUCUAGUUUGUGCUUUUCUUCAGAGGUUGAUGAUGUUAGAUUAUAGAGCCAGAUACAUCACUGUACAGCAAGAAAGCUCUGAUGUGAACAAUUCACAGGCUGUUCAAGUGUCUGACAGUGCUGUCACAGAUGACGAUGACUUAGAUGCUCUUUUUACAACUAAUGUAGACAUAGAUCAGUCAAAAGAGAAUCAUGUGCACCCAAUGGAUGUUCAAAUGGCAGUAUUUCACUGCUCAGACAGCUUCCUUAAACAGAAAAUGAUCACAAAGUUGUCACAGUGUCAGUAUGCCUUACCACUGCUUGUUCCUGAUCCUCACACAACAAAUCUUGAGUGUCCUUUGUGGACGUUCAGACAAAUAACAAAAACAUGGAAAAUAAGCACAAACAAAGAAAAUGCAACCACUGUCACCAUGAAAAGCAUGCCAAUCUACAAAGCUGAGAUUCCCAUGGUUUCAUUUUUCAGACUGGGCUCCAUGUCUUUGUCCAAAUCUCAGCUGAUGAAUGCCUUGAUCAACGACCGCCAUGACACAUUCUUCCACAGAAACUGUAAAGGCAGCACCAAAUCUCGUCAUUUGAUGGAUGGCGUGGCAGAGAUUGCCUGGUACUGUCCUGCUGGAAAAGACAAUGAUUUCUUUACUGACUGCAUUGCCUUCUGUAAUCUUCAUGGGGAUUCUCUAGCAAUUGGAAAACAGCGUGAAAUCCUGACUGAAAUGUCAUCAGUCAUUGUUGUUCUUGUGCCAACUCUGGAAAAAAGCCAGGAAAGUACUGCAGUCAUUUCUAUGCUUUACAAGUCUUCAAAGCCUCUAAUCAUCCUCAAUGCAGACAAUGACUGUAGUGCAGUUCGGGUGAAGCCUCAAAAAUACAAACUGGGUAUGAAAGAAAGAAGCCAGUCGGAUGUUUCUGAAGAACUAAAAAAGAUUAUAAAAAGCCUUUUGUCUGAACCCCACACAUCCUUCCGGCUGGAAACUAUGGCCAAAGUCUCUGGGAUCAUAGUGGAUGAAGAUCAGAAAAUCUGCCAGAAUGGGAAAUCUGCUGCAAUGGAAAUAGUUGAAUUGAUUGAAAAGAUGGACGUUGCCAAAAUCAAAGAUAAAUUUCUUCCCUGCCAAGGUCAACUUUGGUCCAACUGGUGCAAAAUCAAUAAAGAGCUGCAUCAUCUAAAGGGAGACAUUGAGAUAGAAAAGGGCCAGAAGAGUCAUCAGCUGAUGGAACUACGAAAGAAACAGUGUGAUGUGUCCGACAGUAAACUGAUGAGGUUGUUCACUCAGAGGCUCCAGAGUUUGCCACCAAAAGAAAGAGAAUAUUUCCUGACAUGGACUCAGAUCCUUAUAGAUGCCCUCUCCACAGAUGAUCUCUCUUCAAUUCUCCAAAACUAUGAUGAAACCUGGUCAGAAGUCUUGGUCUUGAAAAAGAAACAUGACAAAACUGCUCAAUUAAAACACAAACAAACUGAGCUUGAACUGUUGUCAAAAAAGCUUCAAUCAGCAACCUUUGGUCUGGAACACAUCUUCAGAGAGAUGGGACAGAUCUAUGAAGCCCAUAAAUCUUUGAAGAAACCAUCGCUGGGCCAACAGCCUGACUGGACUAAAUACCCUGAGCUGGCUGCAGAUCUGAUGAUAUCAGGACACCCGAUGGAGCUGAUGGAUGGGGAUGCAGGCCAUGUGCCUUUAAUAUGGAUCUCUAAUCUUUUACAGGAAGUCAUCAAGAAACUCGGUGACCAGAGAGUCUUUGUGCUGUCAGUUCUGGGUGUACAAAGUAGCGGAAAGUCAACAAUGCUGAAUGCCAUGUUUGCAGUCAGUGCUGGGAGGUGCACCAAGGGUGCCUACAUGCAACUGGUUAAGCUGUCAGAGGAAAACAAGGAUAAAUACCAGUUUGACUACAUUCUAGUUGUAGACACUGAAGGACUGCGAGCUCUUGAGUUAGCAGGGAAUGCUACCCUUCAUCAUGACAAUGAACUUGCAACAUUUGUUGUUGGUCUGGGAAACAUGACACUGAUCAACAUCUUUGGUGAGAAUCCAGCUGACAUGCAAGAUGUCCUACAAAUUGUUGUUCAGGCUUUCAUGAGGAUGAAGAAAGUCAAACUUUCUCCAAGUUGUGUGUUUGUCCAUCAGAAUGUCACAGAUAUUACAGCAGCAGAGAAAAACAUGGACGGAAAGAGACGUCUGCAAGAAAAACUGGACAAGAUGGCUCAACUUGCUGCCAAAGAGGAAGUGUGUGAUGUUGAGUGCUUCAGUGAUGUCAUUGCAUUUGAUGUGCAAAAAGAUGUAAAAUACUUUGCUCAGCUGUGGGAGGGAAGUCCACCAAUGGCUCCUCCAAAUCCAGGUUAUAGUGAGAGUGUCCAAGAACUGAAGUCCAUCAUCUUGUCUAAAGCCAAACAGUCUACUGGAAUCACUCUGUCACAUUUCAGCACCAAAAUUCAGGACCUGUGGAACGCCUUGAUGAAUGAACACUUUGUUUUUAGUUUCAAAAACACCCAGGAAAUUGCAGUUUAUAGAAAACUGGAGGUCCAAUAUGGGAACUGGACUUGGGCCCUGAGGAGUGAGAUGCUGAACAUUGAAAAUCAACUUUAUCCCAGAAUUGAAAAAGGCCAACUGGACAAAGUUGAGCUGAGUUACCUUACCAAAGAAACUAAUAAAACAUACGAAGAAGUAACAAAAAAUAUGACAGAUUACUUUGAAGAUGACAAAGACAAAGAGAUGUUGGUUCAAUGGCGGGGUCGAUUUGAGACCAAAAUCAAAGAGUUUCAUGAGGAUCUUGUGAGAGGAGUGAAAAGAAAACUGGAUGAAGUAAUCCAGCAAAACAAUGCAAGAAAAAAACUUGACAACAAGAAGACAGAGUUUGAAAACAAUCUGUUCCAGAAGAGCAAAGAGCUUGUUCACCUAUUAAAAUGCAUUACGUAGGAUGAAGAGGAACUAAAAGCACAGUUCA